AUGGUGAAGCGGGAGCAGCAGCAGCAGGCUUGCGUCAUCGAGGUGCUGGAUGCCCCGGUGGCGGCAGCGGCGGCGGGCUCGGAGCGCGAGCGCGUGCUUGGGCGGCUGGCAGAGCGAGAGGAGCAGCGCACCGCCACAACUGCCAGGCGCCUAGAGGAGCUGGAGGUCACCGCCGAUCCUCGGGAGUCCGUAGACGCUUUCUUGGAGGAGUUUGCCGAGCGGCGGCAGCAGCUCGAGGCAGCGCUGUCAGCGGCGGCUGCAGGGGAGCCCGGCAGCGGCACGGCAGAGCUGACGGCCCUUGCUAAGCAGAUUGCGGAUUUGGAGAAGGCAGUGGCCGAUGCCACAUACUUCCUCCCAGCCUACGACCUGCGCCAGGCCACGCUGGCCCUGGCCGCGUUGCGGGAGCAGCAGGAGGCGGCAGCAGCUGCCCUGCAGCCCCGCAAGCGGUUUGCGUUCAACCGCAAGGCAGCAGCGCCAAAGGAGCCGGAAGGCGACGCUGCCAGCAGCGACACUACCAGCAGCAACGGGGCGCUGGCAACAGGCCCGCCCGCCAGCAGCCAGCCACAGCAGGACAUGCAGCUGCCUGCAGAGCAGCAGUCUGCAGGGCAGCAGCAAGGCGCUGCUAUCAGCGGGCCCGACAGCGGCAAUUCCCAGGGCAGCACCAUCAGCGGCCUUCGGGGCCAGGUGCUGAUACUGAGCCGUGAGGAUGCGGCCGGCAAGGAGUUCACGCUGUCAGACCUUGAAGAGUGCACCAUCUACCUGCUAGCCCCGCUGGCAGCCCUGUUCCUGCACGGCCUGCGGCGCUGCAGGGUCUAUACGGGACCCGUGGCGGGCGCCUGCUUUGUGGAAGGCGCCAGCGACAGCACGUUGAUGAUUGCGGCGCGCCAGGUGCGCAUCCACUCCGCCGCCGCCACAGAUUUCUACCUGCGGGUGCGCAGCCACCCCAUCAUCGAGCACUCGGCGGGGCUGCGCUUUGCGCCGUACGCGCCCGCCUACCCAGGAGCGCAGCGGGACCUUGAGGAGCAGGGGCUGGCAGAGGAUGGUGCCGCCAUGUGGCGCCAGGUCAACGACUUUGGCUGGCUGCGGGCCACGUGCUCGCCCCACUGGACCGUGCUGCCCGAGUCUGAGCGGGCGGCGGUGCCGGCAGCCGCGGCGGCGCUGCCAGCGGCGUGA
Chlorella variabilis is the source of this 1173-nucleotide messenger RNA. RefSeq lists its product as hypothetical. The coding region runs from base 1 to 1173 and encodes 390 amino acids. Gene Ontology annotation, biological process: tubulin complex assembly; post-chaperonin tubulin folding pathway. The record is from RefSeq and is a predicted model, not a curated record. Lineage: Eukaryota; Viridiplantae; Chlorophyta; Trebouxiophyceae; Chlorellales; Chlorellaceae. The transcript has 3 exons. Gene Ontology annotation, cellular component: cytoplasm. Gene Ontology annotation, molecular function: tubulin binding.